Messenger RNA from Protopolystoma xenopodis, 372 nucleotides. The record is from the annotation of a GenBank genome assembly. NCBI's taxonomy places the organism in Eukaryota, Metazoa, Platyhelminthes, Monogenea, Polystomatidea, Polystomatidae.
AUGCUCUUGCCUAUAGCGACUAGAAAUGCGAUUUACGAGCACUUGUUCCAGGAAGGCGUUAUGACUGCCUGUAAGGACGUGAGGCCGCUAUCCAAACACCCACGUCUUGAUAUACGGAACCUUUAUGUAGUCAAGACUCUUAAGUCUUUGCACUCGAGAGGUUUUGUCCUUCACCUCCCGUCCGACAUCAUUCCGGCCACUCUGAAGCCGGCUAUCAAGGACAUUAGGCAAAUGCCUCCUGGCAUAGAGCCUCCUCAACCUCGUGGCCAGGACGGCCUCUUCAUAUCUUCUCUUCAGCUCUGCUUUAUUCGAUGUGCUUCCGGAAGACUCGUCAAUCGUCCGGAACCCGCUUCCCCGGGUGGUUGCACCUGA